CCGCCCCGCCCUGCGGCUGCGGUGCCCGCCGGGCCGAGAACCCCGAGAGCCGGAGCGGACCGAGGACCGAGCUCACACCGACCCAAGCGCCGCGCCCGGACGCCCGCCUAGAGCGCCGCUACUGCCGCGCCCCGCUCACCCCUCGCGGCUCCGCACCCGGUGGCCGGUGGCCAGAUUUGACCAUGAGCUACCCAGGCUACCCCCCGCCCGCAGGCGGCUACCCCCCAGCUGCACCAGGUGGCGGUGCCUGGGGAGGUGCUGGCUACCCCCAGCCCAACAUGCCCCCUAUUGGGCUGGAUAACGUGGCCAACUACGCAGGGCAGUUCAACCAGGACUACCUCUCGGGAAUGGCGGCCAACGUGUCCGGGACGUUCGGAGGAGCCAACGUGCCAAACCUGUACCCUGGCGCCCCUGGGGCCCCCGGGGGCGGUUACCCUCCUCUGCCCCCUGGGGGUUUUGGGCAGCCCUCUUCCACGCAGCAGCCUCUUCCUCCGUACGGAAUGUACCCGCCCCCUGGAGGAAACCCGCCGUCUGGGAUGCCUUCAUACCCACCCCCUGGGGGAAACCCGCCAUCUGGGAUGCCUUCAUACCCGUCAUACCCAGGGGCCCCUGCGCCAGGCCAGCCCAUGCCGCCUCCCGGACAGCAGCCCCCAGGAGCCUACCCUGGGCAGCCGCCAAUGACCUACCCUGGGCAGUCACCAAUGCCACCUCCUGGGCAGCACCAGCAGCCGAUGCCAAGCUACCCAGCAUUUCAAGGGUCCGGGACCGUCACCCCUGCCGUGCCCCCAUCUCAGUUUGGGAAUCGAGGUACCAUCACAGAUGCUCCUGGCUUUGACCCCUUGCGAGACGCCGAGGUUCUGCGGAAGGCUAUGAAAGGCUUUGGGACUGACGAGCAGGCCAUCAUCGACUGCCUGGGGAGUCGCUCCAACAAGCAGCGGCAGCAGAUCCUCCUGUCCUUCAAGACAGCGUAUGGGAAGGAUUUGAUCAAAGAUCUGAAAUCUGAACUGUCAGGAAACUUCGAGAAGACUAUCUUGGCUCUGAUGAAGACCCCAAUCCUCUUUGAUGUUUACGAGAUAAAGGAAGCCAUCAAGGGGGCUGGCACGGACGAAGCCUGUCUGAUCGAGAUCCUCGCCUCCCGCAACAACGAGCACAUCCGGGAACUGAGCAGAGCCUACCAAGCAGAAUUCAGGAAGACCCUGGAGGAGGCCAUUCGAAGCGACACGUCAGGACACUUCCAGCGGCUCCUCAUCUCUCUCUCUCAGGGAAACCGGGAUGAAAGCACAAACGUGGACAUGUCGCUCGUCCAGAGAGAUGUCCAGGAACUGUACGCAGCUGGGGAGAACCGCCUGGGAACAGAUGAGUCCAAGUUCAAUGCAAUCCUAUGCGCCCGCAGCCGGGCCCAUCUGGUGGCAGUUUUCAAUGAGUAUCAGCGAAUGACAGGCCGAGACAUUGAGAAGAGCAUCUGCCGGGAGAUGUCCGGGGACCUGGAGCAGGGCAUGCUGGCUGUGGUGAAAUGCCUCAAGAACACCCCUGCCUUCUUUGCUGAAAGGCUCAACAAGGCCAUGAGGGGAGCAGGAACAAAGGACCGGACCCUGAUUCGCAUCAUGGUGUCUCGCAGCGAGAUCGACCUCCUGGACAUCAGAGCGGAGUACAAGCGGCUGUACGGCAAGUCGCUGUACCACGACAUCACGGGAGACACCUCGGGGGAUUACCGGAAGAUUCUGCUGAAGAUCUGUGGUGGCAACGACUGAGCCGUGACCGGUGGCUCACUGUCCACCUGCCAGCAACAGUGAUGCUAGGAAAAGGCCAAAGGAAUGUCUGUCUGUUUCUACCAAACCCACAAAAUAGCCCCCAAACCCCAGUGCCGACAACCUGCGGAGCCUCUGCCCUGUCCCCCACCCGCCCCUCCUGACCGUGCCCCCCCACCCGCCCCUCCUGACUGUGCCCACCCGCCCCUCCUGAUGGUGCCCAUGGGCCUGGUUGGCCUGGACGCUCAGGAUACGUCUCCUUCCCCCCGUCCCCCCUCAGCCUCUUGCUGCUAAAGUAGAUGUUUUGUCUCUGACUCAUGCAGCCAUUGCCCUUUGCUUGUAGCUGAGACACUCGGCUUCAUUUUAGUCACAUGAUUUUAAUGUUCUUUGGAGGCAUUUUUUUAUAGUCAUUGCCAGACAGGUGCGUCCACUCUGCUGCCACACAUUUCGGGAAGUGUGAGCGGUCGGGGGCCGUGCCAUGUCCUCACUGAGGAGGAAAAGGGAGGACCUUUCAGGGCAAUCUUUGAUUCUGGUGAGAAUGUGUCAUGAGCUUUGUUAUUGCCAAACUCACUGCUUUUUAGAGAAAAAAAAGGUCAGAAAGUCAUCUGUUCCUUCUUCAUAUAAAACCAGGGAAGAACCAGCCCUGGUACAGGGCUCUCUGUAAUGGAGGAUGUGCCUUACACCUGGAUGCUGAUGGCCAAAAGCUGUUUCUAAAUUAAAGCCAGCCAGCUCUGGAACAUUCUGGAAA
Messenger RNA from Eptesicus fuscus (big brown bat), 2496 nucleotides. It is a transcript of the gene ANXA11, whose product is annotated as annexin A11. Gene Ontology annotation, molecular function: calcium ion binding; calcium-dependent phospholipid binding. Gene Ontology annotation, cellular component: cytoplasm. Gene Ontology annotation, biological process: cytokinetic process; phagocytosis. Bases 183 to 1751 code for a protein of 522 amino acids. The transcript has 15 exons. NCBI's taxonomy places the organism in Eukaryota, Metazoa, Chordata, Mammalia, Chiroptera, Vespertilionidae. The record is from RefSeq and is a predicted model, not a curated record.